Molecule: messenger RNA, 6457 nt
Organism: Menidia menidia (Atlantic silverside)
Lineage: Eukaryota; Metazoa; Chordata; Actinopteri; Atheriniformes; Atherinopsidae
Source: the annotation of a GenBank genome assembly
AUGCUCAUGGUUUCCGCCGCUCUCUGUCUGCAGGCUGAGCGACGUGCGUACAGAGAAGCGGAGAUAAACAUGAUGGACGACCUGUCAGAGGCCGACUUUCAGAAAGAGGAGGAGCCAGCCAGCCCUGCUCCUCCCCCCUCACAACAACACACGGACCCCGCCUCUCCCACGGUCGCGGUCACGCCGGAGCCGGUUGCCAGGGGAGACCCGCCCACGCCCAGUGAGAUGGAGUACCAGGACGGUCGGGGCUUUGGCAUCGGGACGCUGGUGUUUGGAAAGCUGCGAGGCUUCUCCUGGUGGCCCGGCCGGAUCGUGUCCUGGAGGAUGAGCGGCCGGAGUCGAGCUGCCGACGGCACUCGCUGGGUGAUGUGGUUUGGUGACGGCAAAUUCUCAGUGGUUUGUGUGGAGAAGCUCAUGCCUCUGAGUUCUUUCUCCUCUGCCUUCCACCAGCCAACAUACAACAAACAGUCCAUGUACCGUAAAGCCAUCUUCGAGGCUCUACAGGUGGCCAGUGUGAGGGCGGGGAGGCCAGUUCCUUCCUGUGAUGCCAGUGAUGAUGCGGAGGGGGUGGAUCUUCAGACCAGGCAGAUGAUCGAGUGGGCCAUGACCGGCUUCCUGCCCACUGGUCCCCAAGCACUGGACCCUCCAGAAGAGGAACAAAAUCCAUAUAAGGAAGUGUACCCAGAGAUGUGGGCGGAGCCUGAGGCAGCGUACACACCCCCGCCGACGAAGAAACCACGAAAGAACUCUGCAGAAAAAGCAAAGAUCAGAGAGGUGAUCGAUGAAGGCACCAGAGAGAGACUGAUACAAGAGAUCAAGAAGAAGACCAGGAAUAUAGAAGAUAUCUGCAUCUCCUGUGGAAGCCUCAACAUCUCUCUGGAGCAUCCUCUCUUUGUAGGAGCAAUGUGCCAGGGCUGCAAAAACUCGUUCCUGGAGUGCGCCUACCAGUACGACGACGACGGCUACCAGUCCUACUGCACCAUCUGCUGUGGAGGCAGGGAAGUGCUCAUGUGUGGCAACAACAACUGCUGUAGGUGUUUCUGUGUGGAGUGCGUGGACCUGUUGGUGGGAGCGGGCUCAGCAGCGGCUGCCAUCAAAGAGGACCCCUGGAACUGCUACAUGUGCGGCCCCCGGAGCGCCUACGGGCUGCUGCGGCGACGGGACGACUGGCCCUGCAGACUACAGCACUUUUUCGCCAACAACCACGAGCAGGAUUUCGAGCCUGCCAAGUUGUAUCCACCAGUGGCUGCAGAGAAGAGGCAGCCAAUCAGAGUCCUCUCCCUAUUUGACGGCAUCGCCACAGGUCUGCUGGUGUUGAAAGAUCUGGGCAUCCAGGUGGACAAAUACGUGGCCUCCGAAGUGUGUGAAGACUCCAUCACUGUCGGCAUUGUUCGACAUCAGGGCCGCAUCAUGUACGUGGGAGACGUGCGCAAUGUAACCCGCAAGCAUAUUGAGGAGUGGGGACCAUUUGAUCUUGUGAUUGGAGGAAGCCCCUGCAAUGAUCUCUCAAUAGUCAACCCCGCCAGGAAAGGCCUUUAUGAGGGAACCGGCCGGUUGUUUUUCGAAUUUUACCGCCUGCUCCACGAGGCCCGACCGAAACCAGGCGACGAGCGGCCGUUUUUCUGGCUGUUCGAGAAUGUGGUCGCCAUGGGAGUCAGUGACAAACGGGACAUCUCCCGCUUUUUAGAGUGUAACCCAGUGAUGAUCGAUGCCAAGGAGGUCUCUGCUGCCCACCGCGCUCGCUAUUUCUGGGGCAACCUGCCAGGCAUGUCCAGGCAGCUGCUGUGCCAAAGGAGAUUAGCUUUUGAGAAGUUGCGUACGAUAACAACACGCUCCAACUCUGUGAAGCAGGGGAAAGACGAGCAUUUCCCCGUCUACAUGGACAACAAGGAGGACAUCCUCUGGAGUACCGAGAUGGAAAGGGUGUUUGGUUUCCCCGUCCACUACACCGACGUGUCCAACAUGAGUCGCCUGGCCAGGCAGAGGCUGCUGGGCCGUUCCUGGAGCGUCCCCGUCAUCAGGCACCUCUUUGCACCGCUCAAGGAGUACUUCGCCUGCAACUAGUCCCACACAGACACACACUGAUGCUACAAAAAGUAUACAGCUAGUACGUGAAGGUUGGCUGAUGCAAGAUGACACAGACCGGACUUUCACACAUAAACACACACACACACACACACACACACACAAUGUUAAAGACUGCUUCCCUCGAUCCCGCGUAGACCCCUGGCUGACCUUAGUCCCUUGGUGCUACCUUGCUGGUUUGUAACACAUGCAGGUGCAGGGGUUUCUGUACUGUACAACGUCAUUCACACACUUCCUGUCCAACCUUGAAAUUGAUGUCUUCUGGCUUUACUGUGUUCCCGACAGCUGGAGUUCAGUCCAGGGUGUGCAAGAUUUAACAGAGAUGCCCGGACUUUUUUGCGUUUUUAGUAUCUCUCUGAAUACAUCAACACACCUAUGAAUCCUUCUGAGCUGUAACACUUAUCUUUACUCAUGUUUAGCGACAGUGCUACUGAUGGACUACAGUGCAUUGAACACAAUGAUAUACAAAAACCACACACACUCACACACACACCAGUUAAUGCUUGUGGUGCUGAUACGGCUGUGAUAAGAGUCCCACCGGGUGCAACUUCAACAACACUUAUACAGAUUUUGGUGCUCUUGGGGACCUUGGAGGUCUCUGGUCGUUUCAGUCGCUGCAGAUUUGUUUCCCUUAUGAAGUUAAAACCAGACAAUGAUAAGCAGGUAGAGGCAAAAAUGCAGCCAGAAGAGGUGGAUUUUUCCAAACUAGCAGAGUUUUCAUUGUGUCUGCGAACGCUUAAAAGGACAAGCUAAGGUUAUAGUGCUCAGAAAAUAUAUAUAAAAGCCGUUUUAGUGUGAAUGUCAAAUUAUAAUAUCUAAAAAGUCUUUAAGGAAGAGCUACUCUGGUUCUAGAAAUAAUCUUUGGAGGUGAGUUUAACCAAAAUCAGGACUAAACCUUUUUUAAUUUUAACCCUGUUAUUUAAAAUAUAGACUUACCAAAGUAAUGCCUAAAUAUUUCAAACUGUCACUACAGUUUUAAGGCAUAUUUGAAUUUUUUUAUAUAUAAAAAUGUACAGUGAACAAACUGUAAAGAAUCUAAUAGACUUAAAAUAUAAAUAUAGAUUACAACAAUAAAAUAUUCCUAUUUAAGUACAUAAUGCUGAACAAAGUGUUUAUCAGUGAGUUAUUAGCUGGAAAUUUUUAUGGAUUUUGGAUGACGAUGCACAUCUUCAAUAUUCAUGGUCACAAUUUACUCCAAGAGAUUAUCAGCACUGAAAUGUGUUUAAAGUAUGGCGAUGAGACAACUAAACUGUAUUUAAUUUUUAAAGAAACAAACAUUUUUAUAGACGUCCAAAAGGACAUUUUAAGUAAAAUUCAGUCUAUUCUAAGUAGCUCUUUUUGUAAAGAUGUGAAGUUUUGGAUUCAUAGCUAACAUCUAUCUAAAACCUUUUUUUCAAACCAAAGCACUGACCAUGUUCUCUGUCAUGCAUAUUUCAAGCACGAGUUUCAAGCAGCGUUUCGGUCCAAAAUCUGACGUUUUACUCAUCUUUAAGGAUUAUUUCUGCCAGCUACUGUCUGAGCAGCGUUCAGAUAAAACAGGGAAGACUUUUGCAGGAGUUGAGCAGCUUCCUCGCGGCAUUUUUAUGUCCCCUCCUUUUGUGGUGCAGCUUCUCUUGUGCCUCGGUUUCCGGUAAAUGCACUUUUUUAGGCCGGUGCGAACAGCCCACCGGCCCGGUAGGAGUCGUGCUCCCACUUUGCUUCGUAGGAGAAUCCACGUUGUGCUUCAGUUACUGCGAUGCCCACUGAAACAAGGCAAACCUUUACGCACUACGCUGGUUUUUCUACUUCACACGAUUGAAACAGAUGACCCUGUUUAAAUUACACAUUCUUCCUCCUUUGACACUGGUACAACUUGACGACCUGUUUGUAGGUGUUUCUUCUGCCUUUUGCUCACAGCGCCGGGUCAAACCCAGCCGCUGCUUGACUCUGAGUCACAGUAAAUGAGCAAAAAGAGCGACUUCUCAUUAAAUGAGGCAGGUUUUCUACAUAUACACUCUCAGCACUGAGAGGUCUCCAUGUACUGAUAAGAGGUGUAUCUACACAGGGCUGAGAAAAACUUUUCAGUCUGGUGCUUGUGGUCCUCAGACGACCAUCCUUUCCAGGAAGCCUUCCGACCCUCUGACCUUCCUCAGAAAACCAGCUAACAACUGGACACACCCAGUCUAUGCUGACACGCGUCCUCUCAAACACACACAGCACAAACAGUCUCUCAAGCCAACAGCAAACCAGCAGGUUCGAGGUUUUUUCCGUCAUGUUUACUCUCAGUUUAUACAACCAACCCUUCAGGUGCUUUUUAAACUGCUCUUUUUUACAGUGCCCUCGCAGGUCGAUAUCACAGACACGCGCUCAUUCCUGGACAACCCACGUUUCACGCUUCCCGCCCGCUACGCUUCAAAAACACACGCCAUCAGCACACACAUGCAUACACACUGUGUUCUUUGCCGGCCGCCUGUUGCCAUCAGGCUUCCCACGGUGCUGCGGGGUGUGACAUCAUCACCCUGCGCCGCUUGGUGCUCCCCGAAACCCUCCCACAUCCUGUCACCCUCUUUGCCCAACUGAACCCCCUCCAAACAUCCCCCCACCACCACCCCCAGGUGCUGCAUGUCAGUCAGUCAGUGUAAUCUCUGAUUCCAUGUUAGAUUAGGGCGUAAUUAUAAUAAUAAUAUGGUAAUAAUAAUUACAAUAAUAAUCUGUUAUUGUGUGUGUGUAUUGUUUCAGGUUGGUGCUCAGUUCAGUUCAGUCUCAGCCUGUAGAAGGGAGGGAAAGAGGCUAGAGAAAGCAUAUAUUACAGUUAGUAUAGUGACUUGUUCUAUUGUACCCAAGAAUGCCAGAAGAAACUGUUGAAACGAUGAGCUGCACCAUUUUCUCAGACUGGAGAUGAGUUGAAAUGCCACAUAACUGAUUUUUCUUUGGACUUUCUGAACCUCAUUGUGUCCUAUCCAGAGUUUAGAAUAUUUUAAAGACUCAUAAGGUAAUCAGAGAGAUUGCAGACUCUUUUAAAUUGGUUUCAUGUAUUCUGUACUUGACAAGUGACUUCAGUAGCUCAACAACCACUGGACCAACAUGAAGCCGAAUGCUGGUAUUGAUACUGGUAUUCAUUAAUUUUCCUUGCAUGACAACAUGCAGGCAGGGAUGGAUCCAGAAAUCUUAUUUUCACCACAACUAUAUCUGAUGGUCCCUUGUUUGGAUGAUUAACAGCUAAAUCAGAUCUAUUGCAAUUAUAGAAUAAAUACCUGAAAACUAACCACAUUAUCAAGCCAGCCUGAUGAAAGCUCCAAGUCCAGUACUUCACAAAGGAUUAUAGCAACUUUAUGGCAGACUGGGGCAUUAUUAUGUUGCAGUUAGCACCCAAAUUAAUAAAGAAAAUUGACUAAAUUGAUUGACUGAUAGGCCUUCAUCACAAACAGCAGCUAAAUCUGAAAGCAGACCCUUCAUUAAACAAAAAACAGGCUGAUAUUGAUACACGUGGUGGAAGAAAAUCAUACCUACUAAAUAAGUAGAAAAUAGCUAAAUUGAAUUUAUGUAAAUAUUUCAAUUUAACCAAACAAGAAGAUGAUUUCAUCCCGAUUUUAUUCCCAGCUGUGUCGUUUCAACACAUGCUCAGCCUGAGAGCGCAGCAGGACUAAAGCACGAGGAAAAGCGUCAGACAUUUCUAAACGAUGGGUGACACGCUGAUGAUGUUUGUGUUCGCCUAUCGACAGCUUUUAGGCUGAGUGAUGCGCUGUUUUAAACACUGAUACACUUCCAGACAAACACUCAAAACACUGUUUUUGGCACACGCAAACACACAUGCAACACCUACAAAUACAAUGCUGUGGCGCAUGCAGACACUCAUCUCAUGGAUUAAAUGAAAGAUGAGCUUUUAGGAAAAGGGGGACCUGGUGGUGUUUCAAAAGGUGCUAAAUCUUUAUCUGAAAAUAAGAAAAAUAUAUUAUUAGGACUUUAAAUCAAUUAUGUCUUUACAAUGACUGUAUUUAAGUUUGUCGUAGUAAUGAGAGGCACUAUUAUUAUUUUACUCUUGUAUGAAUAUGAACUAAUUAAAAAGGCAUUUUAACUUUGUACUUGAACAAUGUAAGAAAUGAAUCGUGAAUAAAAAGACUGUUUCUUGUGAUUCUGUGUUAGCUACCUGUGUUCCAGUUUACUCAAAGUCAGUGCGAAGGCCUGGUUUGGUAUCUCUGUAACAUCUUUUUUUUCUUUUCAUGACAGUUUUUAUGCUUUUGUUUAGGUUUCUACAAACUUUGCUUACGUGACUCAGGCUCAGUAACGCUCAGCAGUUUUUCAUCUGUCUGUGGUCAAAAUGUGGAGAACCAGUGCUCAAGGGGAGUCAUUUAUUUCUUCACAUCUUGCACUUCAGAAGCAGUAUUGAAUGCUU